AUGCAGCUUGCCGUAUGAAUUGGGGCCAGAUGGUUGGUUAUGGUAAGGUUGCUUGACAUGCGUCCGACGGGAACCGGGGGUUGCGUUGGCAUUCAAACAUUUCUUUUUUUCCUUUGGACCGUAACAGUCUUUCUAUCCGCAACCUUAUCUCCGUGUCUAGCCAAAAUAGCGUCAAUGACCAUCUUUUCUUCUGUCUUAUCUAUCAUAACUUUGUUGUUGUUUCCCAUGGGCCCUGGGUGUUUGCUCGGUGGGCUUCCCUGGUCUCGUCACAUGCUUCUGUCAGAUGUCAGUGAACUGCGACGGUUCUAUGUUGGUUUGCGGUUGGAGUUGGGGCCCGGAACUGGGGCUGAGAUAGUGCUGGCGAGUACGGAUACUUGUGGUUGUAUUCAUAUGUACAAUGUUUGCCGAUCAGAGCCGUGAUGAGUGAUGUUGGUCUCCUUGAGUUGGAGCGGGUGAGCGAAGGUGAGGUUUGUGGAUGUGAGACCGGGGGUUAUCAUUGUUGGGCGGUUAAGGUUGGCUCUUACCUACCAAGGAGGACACGUGGGGGCGAGUUGAAAACAUAUGAGUACAACUUUUUAGACGCAAUGUUGGGGGUCUGCCAUCUUCGGACUUCUGUAAGGGUUUGUGAUGACUUGUCGGUACGCGAUAGUUCUUGCCCAUUGAGGUACGAUUUGUCCAAGGCUCAUUCAGCCAAGACAACCACACUGUCCUACGACCCAGCAUGCCUUGGUUAGUUAAACAAGAUUACUGAGCAGAGAUGUUUGUCGCAAGCAAAUUAUGCAAUUGAGCCCAUUGAGAUUCUCAUCGCCCGGCAGUUGAAAUUGUG
Colletotrichum godetiae is the source of this 826-nucleotide messenger RNA. RefSeq lists its product as uncharacterized. The record is from RefSeq and is a predicted model, not a curated record. The transcript is spliced from 2 exons. The coding region runs from base 40 to 420 and encodes 126 amino acids. Lineage: Eukaryota; Fungi; Ascomycota; Sordariomycetes; Glomerellales; Glomerellaceae.